Messenger RNA from Oncorhynchus nerka (sockeye salmon), 4856 nucleotides. RefSeq names its product oocyte zinc finger protein XlCOF6-like. NCBI's taxonomy places the organism in Eukaryota, Metazoa, Chordata, Actinopteri, Salmoniformes, Salmonidae. Gene Ontology annotation, molecular function: RNA polymerase II cis-regulatory region sequence-specific DNA binding; DNA-binding transcription factor activity, RNA polymerase II-specific. The transcript is spliced from 3 exons. The record is from RefSeq and is a predicted model, not a curated record. Bases 297 to 2480 code for a protein of 727 amino acids. Gene Ontology annotation, biological process: regulation of transcription by RNA polymerase II.
GCUCUAGCCAUAGAGUUGUACCAUUGAUCUAUCGAUACUCGAUUGGUCUGGUCUGUGUGUGAUGACGGCAUAGCAUACAUUGGAUCCAUGCAAAGAAUGAGCAGCUAACCCGAACUAGAUUAGUCUUCCAACAUCGUGGGAAUUUCUACAUUCAAACUCCAAAAUACAGUUUAAAACUGAUCUCAGAACAACGUUAUCGAAGGAACAUCAAGCGAAAGUCACGAGGUCAUCUAACUGAACUAUAUCAGUCUUGACAUUGACUUCAUUGCUGCUGUUGUCAUCGUGAGCAGGACAAUAUGAGUGGAGAGAGGGAAACGUUGAUGGAUGAAAUGGAACAGAGUUUAUACACUUUAACCAACGACAAUUUACGCUGCCUGUGUGAACGCAGUGGAAUAGGUGGCAAGGAUGGCUCUGAUGUUCAAGGAAAGAAUCUCCAUCACUCAUUGUGCCGUAAAAUCCUGGAGGAACUUUGGGAAAAUGCAGAUUCAAUGGAAUCGGAGGAGCAGGGAAUGUCUUGGUUACUCCAACUGAAAGAGGACAUCAGGAAGAUACAGGAGGAGGGUAUCGGUGCACCUUUGAGUCCCAGCCAAUCCAUUGAUGACGACGCUGUAGACUGUGAUGAAGACGAGAACCAGAAGGACAUGGAUUUGUUGCCUAGCAAAGGGCUGGAGGCAGAACCAGCACCAGAGAGACACACACCAGAGCAGAGAGAGAAGAGAGUGAGUGGGGCCCCCUCUCUGUCCUCUCCUGGUAAUGCCUUACUGCUGGGUCUGAAGAGAGUGAGUGGGUCCCCCUCUCUGUCCUCUCCUGGUAAUGCCUUACUGCUGGGUCUGAAGAGAGUGUCUGUGCGGCUGGUCGACUGCAGGAAAACACCAGGGUUUAGAGGAACUGCUGGAGGAGGAGACGAGGAGGAGGAAGGAGACGAGGAGGAGGAAGGAGGCGAGGAGGAGGAAGGAGACGAGGAGGAGGAAGGAGACUUGAUUCAUCAAAGAGAGAGACGUGGCAACCAUGGAUCUUCUGGGGAGCCUCAACAACAACCUCAUGCUGACAACACAGACUGGAGUCUCCCCACAUCAAAACACCUCAAUAAACAACCGCAGAGACAUACAGGGAAGAAACCACACCACUGCUGCUCUGAGUGUGGGAAGACUUUCGGCUGUCCAGCGACACUCAAAAUGCACAGAAGAAUCCAUACGAGAGAGAAACCUUACCGCUGCUCACAGUGUGGGGAUACUUUCAGUCAAAAAAUGACUCUUAAGAUUCACCAGCAGAUGCACACUGGGAAGAAACCUCACCACUGCUCUGACUGCGGAAAGAGUUUCAGUGUUUUAUCAAGCUUGAAAAUCCAUCAAAGCACCCACACCGAAAAUAAACUAUUCCAAUGCUCCAAGUGUGGGAAAGGUUUUGCAAACAACCACUAUCGAAAAAUACAUGAGAAAACUGUACAUGAGCCUCCCACAGAAAGGUCUUACCACUGCUCUGACUGCGGGAAGAGCUACAGUUUUUUAUCAACCUUCAAAAACCAUCAAAGAAAACACACAGGAGAGAAACCAUUCCAAUGCUCCAAGUGCAAGAAAAGUUUCGCUCAGAAAUCCACUCUGAAAGCCCACGAGCAAACACACAUGCCUGCUGCAGAAAGGCCUUACCAAUGCCUAUUCUGUGAGAAGAAGUUUUGUAUUUCGGCGUCCUUUAAUUUCCAUAUGAGAAUGCAUACUGAAGAAAAACCAUUCCAAUGUUCCGUCUGCGGAAUGCGGUUCAUUCACGCCAGUUUACUGAAAGCACACAAACACAAACACAAGCCCUCUGACGAAAGGCCCUUCCACUGCUCUAAAUGUGGAGCGUGUUUUACUACAAAAGGUAAUCUUAAAUUUCACCAGCUGACCCAUGACCGGGGAGAGAGAACUUAUCGCUGCUCUGAGUGUGGGCAUUGUUUCUCUCAUCCGAUUUAUCUGAAGAAACACCAGAAAAGGCACAGUAAAGAGAUGUCCAUUGUCUGCGACCUGUGCGGGAAGACCUUCAACCAUCCAAGCAACUUUAAAACGCACAUGAAGAUACACCAAGGAGUGAAACCGUACCACUGCUCCGACUGUGGCAGGAGCUUCAUAUUCCGCCAAGGUUUAACAACCCACCAGCGUGUGCACACCGGUGAGCUGCCUUACGUCUGUGAUCAAUGUGGAAAGAGAUUUUCUCAGUACAAUUCUUUGGUGAUUCACCAGCGAACCCACACCGGGGAGAAACCUUACCCAUGCUUUGUCUGUGGGAAGAGCUUCAGUCGGUCACAAAACCUGGCUGCACACAAGAGAACUCAUACUGGAGAGAAGCCUCACGCCUGUGAUCAGUGCGGGAAGAGGUUUUCCCGAACCGACGCACUGGCUGUACACAAGCGCACUCACACUGGAGAGAAGCCUUACAGCUGUGAUAUAUGCAGGGAGACAUUCACCUAUUUAGUAGCCAUGUUGAAACAUAAGAAAAGACAUUGACAUCCUGCAGGUGAUGUACUCUGUGCUGAAUGUCCUCAGGACGAUUCCAGUUCUGUCUAUGAAUAGAGAAUAACUUUGUUUAACCUACAGAAGACAUCAAUUUGUUGUUUUGCUUAUAAUCUAACCCCCAGAGAGAGAGAGACACAAACACUCACACACGCAGACAAACCCAGAGGGCGGCAGGUAUCCUAGCGGUUAAGUGCGUUUGACCGGUAACAGAAAGAUCGCUGGUUUGAAUCCCUGAGUCGGCAAAGGUUAGGAAAAAAAUCUGCUGUUCUGCCCUUGAGCUAGCCAGUUAGUACCCAACAACAACUGCUCCCUGGGCACAUAUGACGUGGAUUAAGGCAGCCCGCCGCACCUCUGUGAUUCAGAGGGUUUAGAUGCGGAAGGUUGAAGGCAUUUAGUGGUGCAACUGGCUAGUUAUCCCUCAUUUCCUUUCCACCCAGAGGAAUUGGGAGCACAGAGUGGUUUUUGAGAGUGGUUACUGUGAGUUUUGAGAGUGGUUACUGUGGUUUUUGAGAGUGGUUACUACGGUUUUUGAGAGUGGUUACUACGGUUUUUGAGAGUGGUUACUGUGGUUUUUGAGAGUGGUUACUGUGGUUUUUGAGAGUUGUUACUACGGUUUUUGAGAGUUGUUACUACGGUUUUUGAGAGUGGUUACUACGUUUUUUGAGAGUGGUUACUACGGUUUUUGAGAGUGGUUAUGUUUCCUCCGCAUUGGACUGAAUCACAAAACAAGGAUUUGUCGCUUUAAAUUGUCUGAAAUCACAGUGUUGUGUUUUAUACAUACACACCUGACAGGUGUAGGAUCAGGUUCUCCUCCCCAAAUCCUAUUAUUAAGCAUUAUUGGUGAAAAUGCUACAAGAUCAGCAUCUAGGGGCAACUUCACCCUACACUCACCUCUUCCCUGGGGGCUGUCCCAGAUGGCAGAUUCAUUGAGGUACUGUCCUAAAUAUUCUGAAGUAUCAUUUUUUGGGGGGACAAAUUUAGACUUGAAAUUGGCAUGGUGUCAUUAACUUGAAACCAGCAACACAUAUUCAUGUUUAGCUUUCAAAAUAAACCCCUGAUUUAAGAGCUCGAAUGGUUUAAGUUAAGGAUCCUGGUCUCUGGAACAUCCCACUGCUCCCAGUCACAAUAAAGCAGGAGUCAAUUCCACCGUGCCAAUUUCAAGUCCUUAUAUUCCUUUACCAAUAUGGUUAAGUUAUUUCAGAAUAUUAAGGACUAAAUAUGUUUCCAUGGUAACUUAAAUCUUCAUGCAGGUCUCAUGUGAGCAUUUGAGAUAAAUUCCUUUUAUUGCGAGACAUACAUCUUUAUCAAUGAAACUAACCAGGAAUAAAUGUGAAGUUUUAAAGGCGUAAUUAAAUGAAAAGACAUGUCUUAUCUGAAAUGUGUUUUUAUAGGUCACAAGUGAAAGGAUGUUAUAGGUAACCUGUGUAGCCUCGGUCUAGGGUAUGUUAAAGCCCUAGGCUACAGUCAGUUCUAUAUGUUGUUAUAUACAUUGUUUAUGGAAGUAGAGAACAGUAGUAGUACAUAUACAGGUAUAAUAGAGGAAGCACCAACAUGAGGCUUUGCGGCCACCAGAACCUCUUCACUGCUCCUUGGUACAGAUUCUACAAAUGUCUGGAAUUCUAUUGGAGGGACGCGACACCGUUCUUCCACGAGAAAUGACAUAAUUUGUGUUUUGUUGAUGUUUGUGGGAAAACGCUCUCUCAGGCGCCACUCCAGAAUCUCCCAUAAGUGUUCAAUUCGGUUGUGAUCUGAUGACUGACACACACACUUUAACCCCCCCCGUGCCCUCUAUCAAAGUCAGAGAUCUCUUGUAGCCAAAAUAAUGUUCAUUUUUAUAUGAUGUUAAUUAACUCAGAAAAGCACACCUGCUUUCUAUAUACCUACUUGCCAAAUGUGGUGUUUCCUUCUCUUUUGGCAGUUCCCUGUAUAUAUCAGAGAACAUGCACACAUAUGUAUGCAUUGCACCACACAUGCAUGUACACGCAACUACACACACGAACAUGCAUGUCUGCACAUACACACAUACAUGCAGACACAAUUAAAGAAUGAAAUCACGUGGCAAAAGACAGCUCAUAAUUACUGAUAACAAUUCUGUGAUGAACAAGCUUUUAUUUGUAUUUUACAUUGUUUAAACAUACUUAGUAUUACAUUGUUAAUUAGCAUUGUGUACAUUGUGACUGAAAUCAUUUCAAAUACUUUAUCUGGGCUUGAUUGAGUUUGACUGGCGUGAACUCCGGACUGACAUUGUGUAUAUGUAUACAUUUCAGCAGGCUUACAUUAAAUAAGACGAGGACUGUAAGUGAUUUAUGGAUGUGUAAGUACCUAGUGGGCCCCCUUCACCCCUAAAUCAUUACAAAAUUCACGUGU